AUGGUUCUGAAUCAAACGGGUGCGUUGGAAAUGAAUGCCGGAUUCCAAACGGUGGGCGUUGGGGCGAGUGCAAGGAAAGCGCUGCUGAGUGCACUUCAAGAUAAACGGCUGGUGAUAGGGCUGGGAAGUGCAAUUCGCAGCCUAGCUAAGGAACCGGAUCAGUUUACGUUCUGUUUUCUGGCGCCAGCCCAUCACGACGACAGUGGCGCGCAUCUGCAGGAAGUGCUGCUGGAGGCGUUUUGCCUAGAGCACGAUAUCUACAUUAUACGGGUCGACAGCGCUUACAAACUCAGCCGACUCGUACAAUCUUCGACGGAAACUUCAUGCGCUUUGGUACGGAAACUAUCGACGAGAAUGAUCCGCCGAAUGACGAGCGCUUACCGCCGUUCUGAAAGUAUUCUGGUCGAGCACUGUGAGCUGUACUUGGAUGAGCCUCAUAAGCCCGUCAUUAAAUUGCCCGAAAAGUGA
Messenger RNA from Anopheles bellator, 468 nucleotides. RefSeq lists its product as uncharacterized. The transcript is spliced from 2 exons. The record is from RefSeq and is a predicted model, not a curated record. Gene Ontology annotation, cellular component: cytoplasm; nucleus. NCBI's taxonomy places the organism in Eukaryota, Metazoa, Arthropoda, Insecta, Diptera, Culicidae. Gene Ontology annotation, biological process: regulation of cell cycle. The coding region runs from base 1 to 468 and encodes 155 amino acids.